Messenger RNA from Artibeus jamaicensis (Jamaican fruit-eating bat), 6100 nucleotides. It is a transcript of the gene XIRP1, whose product is annotated as xin actin binding repeat containing 1. The record is from RefSeq and is a predicted model, not a curated record. The transcript is spliced from 2 exons. Gene Ontology annotation, molecular function: actin filament binding. Gene Ontology annotation, cellular component: stress fiber; focal adhesion. Gene Ontology annotation, biological process: actin cytoskeleton organization; actin filament organization. Lineage: Eukaryota; Metazoa; Chordata; Mammalia; Chiroptera; Phyllostomidae. Bases 148 to 5631 code for a protein of 1827 amino acids.
CCCGGAGCCAGGGCAGCGAGAGGGCAUUGCAGGGAACCAGAGAGUAGCCCCUACCCCAAGCGAGGAGCUCAAGUGGAGCGACAGACCCUAAGGCCACACCUGCCACAGACCCCACGCAUCACACCAGCCAAACAGGGCAUCAGAAGGAUGUCCAACGCCCAGACGCAGGUGGCCCCCAUGCCAACCAUCCCGAUGUCCACGGCAGAGGACCCGCCCCUCCCUCCACCACCAGCCCUGGAGGACCUGCCGCUGCCACCACCCAAGGAGUCCUUCUCCAAGUUCCACCAGCAGCGGCAGGCGAACGAGCUCCGCCGCCUCUACAGGCACAUCCACCCUGAGCUCCGCAAGAACCUGGCCGAGGCUGUGGCUGAAGACCUGGCCGAGGUCCUGGGUUCAGAGGAGCCCACUGAGGGUGACGUCCAGUGCAUGCGCUGGAUCUUUGAGAACUGGCGGCUGGAUGCCAUUGGGGACCAUGAGAAGCCAGCUGCCAAGGAGCCUGUGCCCAGCGGUGAUGUCCAGGCCACUUCCCGCAAGUUUGAGGAAGGCUCCUUUGCCAACAGCGCAGACCAGGAGUCAGCCAGACCUCAGCCACCCAGAGGGGACGUUCGAGCAGCCAGACAACUGUUCGAGACAAAGCCGCUGGAUGAGCUGACGGGCCAGCCCGAGGUCCCGGAGGCUACGGCGAGGGAGCCCGCAGCCAGUGGAGAUGUCCAGGGCACCAGGCUGCUCUUUGAAACUCGGCCGCUGGACCGCCUGGGCUCCCGCCCCUCCCUCCAGGAGCAGAGUCCCUUGGAGCUGCGCUCGGAGAUCCAGGAGCUGAAGGGUGAUGUGAAGAAGACAGUGAAGCUGUUCCAAACGGAGCCGCUGUGCGCCAUCCAGGAUGCUGAAGGCGCCAUCCACGAGGUCAAGGCCGCAUGCCGGGAGGAGAUCCAAAGCAAUGCAGUGAGGACAGCUCGUUGGCUCUUUGAGACCCAACCUCUGGAUGCCAUCAACCGGGACCCCAGCCAGGUGCGGGUGAUCCGGGGCAUCUCCCUGGAGGAGGGUACCCGGCCCGAUGUCAGUGCAACUCGCUGGAUCUUUGAGACACAGCCCCUGGAUGCCAUCCGGGAGAUCCUGGUGGAUGAGAAGGACUUCCAGCCAUCCCCAGACCUUAUCCCUCCUGGUCCAGAUGUUCAGCAGCAGCGACAUCUGUUUGAGACCCGAGCGCUAGACACUCUCAAGGGGGAAGAGGAGGCUGGGGCAGAGGCCCUGCCCAAAGAGGAAGUGGUCCCUGGUGACGUCCGAUCCACCCUGUGGCUAUUUGAGAUGAAACCCCUGGACACUCCCAGAGACAAGAUCCAAGUGGGUCACCUGCAGCGGGUGGGUCCCCGGGAGGCUGAUGGCUCCCCAGCACUGCCCCUGUCUCCACGUGUCCCCCAGGAGGAUGAGGUGAAGGGGGAUGUGAAGACCUUCAAGAACCUUUUUGAGACCCUUCCCCUGGACAGCAUUGGGCAGGGUGAGUCCUCCACCCCCAGGAGUGUGAGCAAAGUAGAAGGAAUGGGUUCUGUUGGGCAGUCUCAGGACAUAGGGUCCCCAGUGUAUGCCAUGCAGGAUGGCAGAGGCCACCUCCACGCCCUGACCUCUGUCAGCAGAGAGCAAGUAGUCGGAGGUGAUGUGCAAGGCUACAGGUGGAUGUUUGAGACACAGCCCCUAGACCAAUUGGGCCAAAAUCCCAGGACUGUCGACGUGGUGCGGGGCAUCACCCGGCAGGAAGUGGUGGCUGGGGACGUGGGCACUGCCCGGUGGCUCUUUGAGACCCAGCCCCUAGAAGUAAUCCACCAGCGGGAGCAGCAAGAACGACAGGAAGAAGAAGGAAGGGGUCAAGCAGGCCCUCAGCCUGAGGCACCCGCCAAGGGGGAUGUGAGGACUAUACGUUGGUUGUUCGAGACCUGCCCAAUGAGUGAGUUGGCAGAGAAGCAGGGGUCAGAGGCCGCAGACCUCACAGCAAAGGCUGAGGCACAGUCCUGCACCUGGAUGUUUGUGCCCCAGGCCCUGGAUGGGCCAGCAGGCUCCAGGGAGCAACACCUGCAGGUUAGCCAGGUCCAAGCUGGCGAAAAACAGACAGACAGACACGUCUUUGAGACUGAGCCUCUGCAGGCGUCAGACCGUCCCUGUGGAAGAAGGCCUGUGCGAUACUGCAGCCGUGUGGAGAUUCCUUCAGGGCAGGUGUCUCGUCAGAAGGAGGUUUUCCAGGCCUUGGAGGCAGGCAAGAGGGAAGACCAGGGGUCAAGGUCAAUCCCUGAGCCCAUCCCUGCGGGCUCUGUGAACAAGUUCACCUGGCUCUUCGAGAAUUGUCCCAUGGGCUCUCUGGCAGCUGAGAGCAUCCGAGGGGGUGACCUCCAGGAAGAGCAGCCCAUGGGCGAGUCAGACAGGGUGCUGGAGAGGCAGGAGACUGCAGCCGAGGCGACCUUGCGCUCUCUGCACACCACACCUGGCAUCCUGCACCACAAAGGCAUCCUCAUGGAGGCCCGAGGGCCCGGGGAGCUCUGCCUAGCCAAGUAUGUGCUCCCAGGCCCAGGGCAGGGGGGCCCCCACAUACGGAAGGAGGAGCUGGUGUCUGGCGAGCUGCCCAGGAUUGUCCGCCAAGUGCUGCAACGGCCAGAUGUGGACCCGCAGGGGCUGCUGGUUCAGGAGGACCCAGCAGGCCAGCUCCGGCUCAAGCCCCUGAGGCUUUCAGCUCCAGGUGGCAGUAAGAACGUCGAAGAUCUGGACCUAGAGUUCCAGCAGGUGCUAGCUUGUGGCUUGGGUACCUCAGCAGCAAGGACCGGGCUGGUGAUGCAAGAGACGGAGCAGGGCCUGGUCUCAUUGACCGCCUACUCCCUGCAACCCUGGCUGACCAGCAGGGCCCCCGAGAGGAGCAGUGUGCAGCUGCUGGCCAGCUGCAUAGACAAAGGAGACCUGAGCGGCCUGCAGAGCCUGCGCUGGGAGCCACCGGCUGACCCAAGCCCCGUGCCAGCCAGCGAGGGGACCCAGAGGCUGCCCCCAACUGAGAGCAUCAUUCACGUUCCCCCGCUGGACCCCAGUGUGGGGAUGGGGCAUCUGAGAAGCCCGGGAGCCACCCCCUACCCCCCACAGGCCACUGGAAAGGCAGUUCCUCUGGCUGGCCGAGAAAAGCAAGAAGACAGUCACACUGGGCAGAAAGGGAUGGAAGCUUUGGGAAAGUCACAAGGAGCCACAAGUGUGCCCCUAGGGCCCGAAGUGCCAGACCUCCAGGCUGCCAUGCAGAGUCUGCAGAUGGCCACGGCGGAGGCCCGGAGCCUGCAGCAGCAAGUUCCGAACAAGGACCAGCAGGGUCUCACCCACGGAGCCACCUCCGUGCCCCUCCAGGACGGUCUUCGGCAAGCCACGGCCACGGCCACUGGGACUGCGCAAAGCAACACCAGGCCUAUGGCUGGAGGGGACCCCAGGAUCCCAGCAGCCCCCAGAAAGGUCAGUGGGGAACAGAAAGUACUGUCCGGAGGGCUGCCUGGGGGGCGGGUGACCGUUCAGGAUGGCAUCUGCACUGCUCACCCACUGAGGACCUUUGACCUACCUGGAGGUGUCCAGCCCUCUGAGAGGGAACACCCACCAUGGGGCGGGGAGACGGCCCUCCCAGCCCAGGCUUCCAGUCCACUCCCAGAAUGCCCAGGUCAGAGGCUUGGCCCAGGGCAGGAGGAGCCUGGGGGCUGCCCACAGAGGGCCCCAGGGCCUCCAGAGAAAGCCAUGCCAGGAGUGGGCCCAGCCGGCCUCCACACUGCGGAGACCACCCUGAAGGCUGCCUCUCUAGCCCAUCACACCCUGGCCUCUGGGCCUCAGGAUGCAGGUGACAGCCUGCACUCCCAUAAUGCCUCUGUUCCUCCUCCUCCUCCUCCUCUCCCAGCUGCUGUGACGGGACCUGACUACCCAGCCCAAGCCCACCAUGAUGAGGACUCUACCCGACAGGCCUCCAAGCCACUGCAAGACCCCCUUCUCCACUCCCACAGCAGUCCUGCUGGCCACAGAACCUCUGGGGAGUCACAGACAAAGACCCUAAAACUGGACCCUACCAUACCCCCAAGGAAGAAGCCCCAGCUGCCCCCCAAACCUGCACACCUAAGCCAGAUCCCCCCUCCUCGGAGGCUGCCCAAGCCCUCAGCUCUAUCUCUCAGCUCCUCCCAAGGAGAAUACAAACAAGGCAAGACAGAUGCAGCCAUGCCUCAGCCAGCCAAGGCCUCCACCACUGCAGGCCAGGGACACAUACCUCUGGCUGCGUGUUCCAGUGGUCAGAGCCAGCCCAGCCCCCAGCAGGGCCCCAACACUAUGGCCCCUGGGCUGACCAAGAGUGAGGCUGUGGGUAGCAAUGCCCAGAGCCCUGACCCCACCAAACUCUCCACUCUCAGCAGUGACCCUGCCUCACCACAGCAGGGCCCCAGCACCCCAGAAGUGAAGCCAACAGAAGGUCCCCACCAAGCUGCCCCUGAGAGCCCUAAGAUUCUGCAAGGCAGCCAGCAAGAGCUCCAGGGCCUCCUGAGCCAGGUGCAAACCCUGGAGAAGGAGGCCACAAGCAGCGUGGACGUGCAGGCACUGCGGAGACUCUUUGAGGCUGUGCCCCAGCUGGAAGGGGCCCUUCGGGCUCCUGUUGCCCCCCACAAGCCGGAGGCCUCAGUGGAGCAGGCCUUCGGGGAGCUGACGAGGGUCAGCACAGAGGUUGCUCGCCUGAGGGAACAGACCCUGGCCAGGCUGCUGGACAUUGAAGAAGCUGUGCACAAGGCCCUCAGCUCCAUGUCUAGCCUCCAGCCUGAGGCUAACACUAGGGGCCAUUCCAAAGGACCCCCAAAUGACCACAGUGCCUACAAAGUCAGUGUUGUGGACAGCAGCAGAGCCAGACCCAACUGCUCAGGCCAGGAGGUCAGGGGUCAAACCGCAGUCAAGAGCCAAACUGAAGUUCCAUGUCAUACUGAAGUCCAGCGUCAGGCCAAGGUCAGAAAUCACACAGAGGCCAGAGGUCAAGCAGUCUCAACUGCCCCUUCCACCAGCAGGCUGGAGACACUGAGAGAUGAUUCAGGCCUCCCUCUAGUCUUGCCUUCUGGAAGAGAUAUACCCUCUUCUCCAACCUUCAUCUCCAUUAAGUCAGCCACAAGAAAGCUUCUGGAAGCUCCCAGCCCCAGGGGUAGCCCAGAUGUCUCACUGAAAAGCACAAACCUCGCCCAGGAUGUGAGCCAGACCCUGCUCUACCAGAAAGGUGUUUGGGACAAGGCCGGGACACAGGAGGCGGCCCCGUGCUCUGGAAAGCCCAAGCCAGCCCCUGCCUCAGCCAGCCCUGUGCCCAGCGGGCGGCAGAAGAGUGUCCUGGAGCUACAAACUGGGCCUGGUGGCUCCCAGCACUACGGAGCUGUGAGGACUGUGACGGAGCAGUAUGAGGAGGUGGACCAGUAUGGAAACUCAGUCCUCACAUCCUCAACCACGGUCACUGAGCAGGCAGGGCUGCCAGGGGGCCCAGGUCCCCACUUGGAGCUCCAAGCCUCACCCUUGUUAAGACAGUUCCUACAAAGCCCCACCGAACUCAGUGGGGGCCUGGGAGACACAGGGAGGGUGCCAGUGCCCUGCGGCCAUUCCCAGCCUGCAGCCCAGUGAGCCCCUCCACCUCCCGCCUGUCCCUGGGGCACCUUCCUCCAGGGAACUGAGGUGGGUGCCUACCUCCUGCACACACGAGGCCAGGACCAAGGAGAAAGGGCAUCUUUGGGGGCUUAUAGGGGGUUUCUCUUUCAUGAGCUCCAUCAAUAGGCCCAGUUCUUGCAAAGGGAGAAAGAAAAGACUGGGAAAGGCCCACCAAGAGGCCUGGGGAACAGGAGUCGGAUGGGGGCUCUCAGCUGUUUGUGCAGGGUGUGAUCAGUCCACAUGGGACUGGCCUGCAUGCUGACAUGCAUGAGUCUGAAUGCCACUGCUCAGGACGGGGCCCCUUCAGUGACCUGCCACCCGCAGUCUUCACUGCUUUUAUGAUGAAUCGAAAUGUUCUCAGCCAUCUGCUCCUUAAUUCCUGGAAAGAACAGGGCCAACUAGACACUGGAGUGGCCUCUCUGUUUAGGCUCAGGCUGAGGGCUGA